AUGAAAGUCUUCCUGAUUUUUCUGAUAAUUGGAGUUGCCUUCGCAAUCAAAUGUUCUGAAGAUGCUCACUGUGGAGUUCCUGAUAUUCGUGCCAAAUGUGUCGAUGGAAGAUGCAUGUUCACUCGACUCCGUCCUGUCGAUCCAACUGGUCCACCAUCUCGUCGUUCUGUCCGUUCCAACAGAAGACCUCUUCGCGGUGCAAACUUGAACAUGUGA
Molecule: messenger RNA, 216 nt
Organism: Caenorhabditis remanei
Lineage: Eukaryota; Metazoa; Nematoda; Chromadorea; Rhabditida; Rhabditidae
Exons: 2
Coding region: 1-216 (71 amino acids)
Source: RefSeq, a predicted model, not a curated record